ACCAUUUGAUUGGCCAGACGUGAUCACGUGAUAUCGUGUUUUGCGUUUCCUCCCGUGUUGUUUGUAACUUUGUAUUUGCACGCUGAUCUGAUUGAAUGUAGCGAUAUAAUCUGAGAGAGUGCUCCGAUGAUGGUGAAGUGUGUGGUCCAAGGAUGCAUAAACCACAGGGAUCUCAGACCUGGCGAGCGAUCGAGCCGUCCGCACAAGAGGUUUUUCAGGUUCCCCAAAGACAAGGCCCGAAUGAAAGUAUGGCUGGCCGCUUUACGAGAGACUGAGCGCGAGAUCACAGAUCAGCAUCAGAUAUGCGAGGAUCAUUUCCUGAGCCAUCACAUCACGCCGAGCGGCAUCAGCCCAGAGGCCAUCCCUAUUAUGCCUCCAUCAGAGGGACUGGUCUCCGGCUGGAGCUCGUGUGAGGAGCAGGACGAACUUUCGGACCCAGUCGAGGAGGGUGGAGUUGAUGCAGAAGAUGAUCUUUAUGAUGUAGAGUUUGAAGAUUAUGAGGAAGAAGAUGAAGACCACAGUCUUGCAGAUAAUGGUCCAUAUAGACCGUUUUACAGUGAAAGUUUAAUGAACAAUCCCAACAAUAACAAUGUGAAUCAAGCAAUGGGGGCAUCCUCCAAAUUAGCCCAGUAUCGCUCUGACGUUGCUCUUGGACAACUGACCAAACGCUUCAUGCAGCUGCUUCACACAGCACCGAAUGGAGUCCUUGACCUCAAUGAGGUCACUCGAAAACUGGGCACACGGAAGAGACGGGUGUAUGACAUCACCAACGUCCUAACCGGCAUCCAGAUAAUAAAAAAGACGUCCAAAAACAAGAUCCAGCGGAUGAAUCCAGCAUCAGUGAAUCAGUGGAGUGCCAAGACGAAAGCUGACCUGCUUCAUCUGAAGUCAACGGAGGAGGCCCUUGACUUGCUCAUCAAAGACUGCGCCCAACAGCUUUUUGCCCUGACCGACCUCAAAGACAAUGCUGACUCAGCUUAUGUGACAUAUGAGGACAUCUGUCAGAUCGACGUUUUCAAGGACCAGACUAUAAUAGCCAUCAGGGCCCCUGAAGAGACAAAACUAGAGGUGCCCACUCCCACUGAAGAAUCUAUCCAGAUCCACUUGAAGGGCUGCCGGGGGCCCAUCCAAAUACUCACCUAUGAGACUGAGGGCCCAAGUGAAGCUGUGGAUCCGACUAACACAGAAUCCAAGCUUGUCAAACCAGCCUGCUUUCUAACGCUAGAGGAGAGCCGGAUACACACACAACCACUUCUGUCAGAUGUUUCAAAUACUGUAGCAGCUGUACAGAGCACAUAAGGACCUAAAAGUAGAGGCUUUGCUCUUUAAGAAUGACUACCCCCAUCUUAACAGACUUUGUUGGCCUUUUUGGAGAGACCACUGUGCAUAUAUUCACUCAAGAUUUUUGAUUUGUAAAUAUAUGGAUUAUAGAGUAUUUUGAACAGGUUAAAGCAUUUUUUUUUCUGUAAGUAUUAUGAGGAAACUUGAAGGCUGCCUUUUGAAACUGGUGAAUUUUUUUUUUUUUCUUCUUCUUGGAGCAUCUGACAGUGCUGUAAAUUAAUAAAAUCUGUGGUGGUCAAAGA
This is a messenger RNA of Carassius auratus (goldfish), 1583 nucleotides long. RefSeq names its product transcription factor E2F2-like. Gene Ontology annotation, biological process: regulation of transcription by RNA polymerase II. Gene Ontology annotation, cellular component: RNA polymerase II transcription regulator complex. The record is from RefSeq and is a predicted model, not a curated record. The transcript has 8 exons. The coding region runs from base 127 to 1299 and encodes 390 amino acids. NCBI's taxonomy places the organism in Eukaryota, Metazoa, Chordata, Actinopteri, Cypriniformes, Cyprinidae. Gene Ontology annotation, molecular function: protein dimerization activity; RNA polymerase II cis-regulatory region sequence-specific DNA binding; DNA-binding transcription factor activity, RNA polymerase II-specific.